Carya illinoinensis is the source of this 637-nucleotide messenger RNA. RefSeq lists its product as uncharacterized. Bases 52 to 471 code for a protein of 139 amino acids. Lineage: Eukaryota; Viridiplantae; Streptophyta; Magnoliopsida; Fagales; Juglandaceae. The record is from RefSeq and is a predicted model, not a curated record. The transcript is spliced from 4 exons.
UACAACAUAUUUUCUGGACGAGUGACAACGAUUGUUAGACUUCAUGCAAACAUGCGCUAUGCAAGCUGGAAACAAGUAUCUAAAGAGGAGAAAGAGGAGCUAAUUGACCGUGUUCGAGCUGACUUUAUAUUAGAUUGGACACAAAGUUCCCAUCGUGAGUGUGUGACAAAUGCUCUCCAUCGAAAAUACAAUGCAUUCCACUACCUUCUACGCAAGCAAUACUUGGGCUAUUCAUCACAUGAAGCCGCACUUUCUGGCGGGACAACCUGGGUGGAGAAGCCCGUUUGGGAAUACUUAUGUGGAUUGUGGUCGGGUGAACCAUUUAUGAAAAUGUCACAGAGAAAUAGCACAAAUAGGAAAAAACAGCGAAUCAACCAUACAAGUGGCCGAAAGCCUUUCGUUAGGGUUAUGGAGGAAACUAAUGAACAAGCCCCGAACUUGGUAGCUUUUUACAAAGAAGUGCAUUGGUAAAAAAAGAAAGGUGGAUUUAUCACCAACACUGCAGAACAAAAUUAUGUAAGUUUCCAAAUCGCAAGCAGUAUUUAAUUUAAAACUUCAAAAAUAUUAUAUAAUGGUGUGCAUUAUCUAUGGAUGUAGAAUCUGAUGCUUGAGCGGAUGAAUGAGACUGAGUUGGAUG